Annulohypoxylon maeteangense is the source of this 1869-nucleotide messenger RNA. RefSeq names its product mitochondria protoheme IX farnesyltransferase. Gene Ontology annotation, cellular component: mitochondrion; mitochondrial membrane. Gene Ontology annotation, molecular function: protoheme IX farnesyltransferase activity. The transcript has a single exon. Lineage: Eukaryota; Fungi; Ascomycota; Sordariomycetes; Xylariales; Hypoxylaceae. The coding region runs from base 146 to 1630 and encodes 494 amino acids. Gene Ontology annotation, biological process: heme biosynthetic process. The record is from RefSeq and is a predicted model, not a curated record.
CAUUUCCAUCGUUAUCGUCCAUUUCAAUCCACGUCGAUCGCUCAACUCUCAAACCCUCUAAUACUUACAGUAGAUUUCCGACCAAUCGCCAACGCGUAUCAUAGCCCCAUAAGAAACGCAAUUGGUGAUAUGAGCUGCGGUCAGUAUGCGCCCACGGCCUGCCGGAAAUCUGUUCCGACCUUUCAAUCUCGAUAAUAUCUGUUGGCGAUGCAGUCAACAGCUGAACUAUACGAGAACUCCAGCUAGGAGGUUCUUCGCCCAUUCCGUCGCUCCCGUCCCUCCGAAGCAACGAUCAAGAUUAAAUACCGGAUAUUUCUUAUCCAACAAGCUUUUACCACGAGUCCAAACCGCCUCAACCGAUCAUCAUGCUACUCAGGAUCUUCCCCACCGGCAGCGGCGGGCAGCAAGGCGCAACGCUUCAGUAGAAAACCCAACUACUUCUAAUGCCCCAGACCCGGCGUCGGCGGUUGAGAACCCAUUACCACAAGAUGCUUCAUCUGCUCUCACUACAGCAUCUACGAAACACCCUGCCAAUUCUCUACGUCGACAAAUAUCCCUCCUCCUUUCUCUCUCGAAACCUCGUCUUACUGUCCUUAUCGUCCUUACUGCUAUGGCACCUUAUGCGCUAUACCCCGUCCCCGCCUUUCUCUCGCCAUCUAUAGGUCUAGACACGCCUUCUCUAUCGCCUCUGACCCUGGCUUUCCUUACCACUGGUACGGCGCUCUGUUGCGCGAGCGCGAAUGCCCUUAAUAUGCUCUACGAACUAGCGUGGGAUGCCAAGAUGACGCGGACGAGGAACAGGCCUCUGGUUCGUGGGCUCUUGUCUGAGCGUAAAGCUCUCAUCUUCGCUAUCCUCGCAGCCUUUACCGGAGUCGGUGGCCUCUACUUUGGCGUCAACCCCACAGUCGCAUUCCUGGGCGCUGCGAACAUCACGCUCUACGCUGGUGUCUACACCCCAAUGAAGCGCGUUUCUUGGCUCAACACUUGGGUCGGGGCCAUUAUUGGGGGCAUUCCGCCUCUCAUGGGCUGGGCCGCGGCGGCAGGCGAAUCCGCGACGGGAGACGGGUCCUUCCAUGAGCUUCUUCUUACUCCCGACGCCAUUGGUGGCUGGUUGCUGGCCGCACUCUUAUUUGCCUGGCAAUUCCCUCAUUUCAUGGCACUCUCGUGGCCUAUAAGGGAAGAAUACAAGGCCGCCGGUCACAAGAUGCUAUGCUGGAUCAACCCUGCACGUAAUGCGCGCGUGGCCCUGAGGUAUAGCUUGCUGUUCUUCCCCUUAUCUGUUGCGCUCUGUGCCGUAGGGGUGACUGAAUGGACAUUUGCUGUGACGAGCUUACCCGUAAACUUCUGGCUGGCGCGUGAAGCGGUGCGAUUCUGGCAGAACGAGGGCUUCAAGGGGAGUGCGCGCGGGUUGUUCUGGGCUAGUGUCUGGCAUUUGCCAGUCGUCAUGGUCCUAGCUCUCGUGCAGAAGAAGGGUAUGUGGGGGCGGGUUUGGAGCAGCAUAGUUGGCGAGCCAGACCUUGAGGAUGAGGAUGCGGACGAUGAGGAUUGGAUUGUGGAUGAAGUUGGAGAAGAAGCUGAGGCCGCCGAUGACAGGACCCGGGCCGCUGUGCCCCCUAUUGGGUCUAAGUGACCUUGCAUUUUGGCCUAGCCUUUGCCGAUCUGCAUGAGGAUGGCACCUCGGGGAAGAAAAUAUAUCUGUAAUAUAUCCCUAUUAUAUGUAAAAAUAAAAACCAUUGUUUGGGUCGAAUUAUAAUACUUGGUCCAAUUAGGUAGUAUGACCUAUCCAUACGUGUCCAAAGAAUGUACGUAAAUAAGGUAAAUUCAGGGGGUGUUACAGACUUCGGAUAGGAAAUGACUGUAUUUUUGCGA